Molecule: messenger RNA, 2096 nt
Organism: Anopheles aquasalis
Lineage: Eukaryota; Metazoa; Arthropoda; Insecta; Diptera; Culicidae
Source: RefSeq, a predicted model, not a curated record
GAUCCGUGAGUCAAACGUUCGGAGAACCUCGCUCGGACCGGUCGCGUGUGUGAAACGAGCUCAAAUCGUGUUACAUUAAGGCGUACCUUCGUCGCUCUGCAAAAAUUACAAAACAAACCGACCGUUUGUCCAUUGUUGCGGUGUCCGUCUGAUCGUGGUUGGUGACGAUCAUUAACACGGCUGGUGUCACGCCGAAAGGUGCAGAAACACAAAGACAUUACACGGAGGGGACUUGGUGUGCUAGGAGGGACGGUGUGCGCGUGUGUCAAAGGUUAGCGACAACGGCGACGGUGCCAGGGUGUUGCUGUUGCUGCGGCUGCUACCCCAAGGAAUGAGUGUCUGCUGGCCGUGGCCAAAGUCUGCUGGUGUACGGCGGUCCGCGUGAACAGUAUGCGAACACCACCGAUCACCGUUCAGUGACCGAGGUGGUGGAAAAAAGGCAAAACAUGAAACGGUUGAUACCGUGAACGAGCGCGUAGACAGGAGGACGUACCCGCCAGCAGCCCAUCGUCGAGCGCAACUGUCGUGCAAGUGCACCACCACCGUACUCUCCCCGUUUGGCAAGUCAAUUUUGAGCGAGCGAGAGAUCAUCGAUCCGCGAGCAUCGCGACGCAACGCACAAGCACGAAUUCGAGGUCUCCCGGUUUGUGUCCGCCAUUAAGCGAAGCGAACGGUCCGCCCGUGAUUACAUGAUCGCGAUCGCGUCUCCAUCGGUGUGGCCACACAACAAAUCGAAAGCGAUCGUCGGAUAGUCAGUAGCAAGGGGCGCAAGGGAGUGUGAGUGCACCGUGCGUGUGUCCAGAUCCGGGAGAGUGAAAGAGUGUUCGUUAACCUUAGGACACACACCUGUGCCGCCCUGCACAUCGCCCAUCGACGAUCGAUCAUUAAGACGGUUCCUCCGUUCCCCUCGCCCAAAAAUCAAACCGUGACCGCUGACGUCACGGCAACACUUCAUCCAAAACCGGCGACGGCCGUCUAAGUCGAAGGAAGGGGAAGCGAGUGGAGUGGACAAAACAAACGCUUCACUUCAAUCGCCAAGCAGCCCCCCCGGUACGAGCAGAGAAAUCUUCAGAGUACUCUUCUGCGCUUCUUAAAACCGCUGCUGCUGCUGCUGCUGCUGCUCAAUCGUACUCGCUGCCCAAGGGAGCAAACGAAGAGCAAGUAAAUCGACGGCAGAACAAAACCGCGAAGCAGAACGCCGACAGAACGUGAUCUUCUACCAACGAGAUCUCCAGAACCACUUGUCUUGCCACAAAGAACGGGGAAGCCCACCGUGCGAACGAUGCUGAACAGUGAGACGGGUGAGAUGGAGUACGAGUCGGCUGGUGUGUACCAGGACCGGGAACGCAUCUACCUCGACAAGGAAACGGGUGAAGUUAGCAGCUACCGACCGGAACCGGAUCCACGGCAGCGGCGUUCCAAGUUUCUCGUACCGAAGCAAUAUCUGCGCGCUCAGAGUGGCAUUAUCGCCCGGAAACCGUCGAGCCCGUCGGCCGUACCGAGCGUGGCCUGUGCGACUCUCGCCUGCAAGCAAAAGAUGAUUCCGAUGACGAAGGAGGAGAUCACUGUCGGCUACAACAGUAGCGCCCAUCUGAUCUACCUUCUGCCGCUGCUCUUCAUGACGCCGAAGCUGUUCGCGCUGAUCAUCACCCUCGUCGAGGUCAUCCUGCACAUGUGGGCGCACCGUAAGAAUGCUGCUGCCGCCGCCGCCGCCAGCGGUGAUAGUCACCGGCCUGACGUCUACUAUCGCAGCCCGAUGCACGUGGUAACGCGCAACUUUUGCGAAGUCUGUCGCCACGAGCGUCUCAUGGGGCGCGUCGGCAAGCUGCAGGAUGUGCGGCUGAAGCAGAUGCAAAAUUACUUCCGGAAGGUCACGAGAAACAUUGCCUGACAUUCCAUUCCGCGGAGCUGCACCGGCGCUUCAUUUCGUUUUCCGGUUUUUUUCGUUUCAACGUUGCUUGUUAUCACCGCUGUAUGAUAGGUUACACGAUGACAUCCCAGGGGUCGCCUAGCUUCUUAAAUAAGUGUUAGAGUGUGAGUCCCACUUUUACUGAUCAAUAAAGCAGCUAUUGCAACGACGUAGCGUAUACACGUGA